Molecule: messenger RNA, 538 nt
Organism: Acanthisitta chloris (rifleman)
Lineage: Eukaryota; Metazoa; Chordata; Aves; Passeriformes; Acanthisittidae
Product: zinc finger protein ZIC 2
Exons: 1
Biological process (GO): regulation of transcription by RNA polymerase II; central nervous system development
Cellular component (GO): nucleus
Molecular function (GO): DNA-binding transcription factor activity, RNA polymerase II-specific; RNA polymerase II cis-regulatory region sequence-specific DNA binding
Source: RefSeq, a predicted model, not a curated record
AACGUCCUCAACGGGCAGAUGCGCCUGGGCUUGCCGGGGGAGGUAUUCGCCCGGUCGGAUCAGUCCCGCCAGGUCUCCAGCCCCAGGACUGACCCUUACUCGGCGGCUCAGCUGCACAACCAGUACGGCCCCAUGAAUAUGAAUAUGGGCAUGAACAUGGCAGCCCACCACCACCACCACCCAGGUGCCUUUUUCCGCUACAUGCGGCAGCAGUGCAUCAAGCAAGAGCUCAUCUGCAAGUGGAUCGACCCUGAGCAGCUGAACAACCCCAAAAAAAGUUGCAAUAAAACUUUCAGCACCAUGCACGAGUUGGUCACCCACGUCUCGGUGGAGCACGUUGGGGGACCCGAGCAGAGCAACCAUGUCUGCUACUGGGAGGAGUGUCCCCGCGAAGGCAAGCCCUUCAAAGCGAAAUACAAACUGGUCAAUCAUAUCCGAGUGCACACGGGAGAGAAACCCUUCCCCUGCCCCUUCCCUGGCUGCGGAAAAGUUUUCGCCAGAUCAGAAAAUCUCAAAAUUCACAAAAGGACGCACACAG